GCCAAUGGCAAUAGAGCUCUCCUCGAACUGUGAGUGUCCGAACUGUUUGGGAUGUAGUCAGAGUGAGUCUGACUGGAAUUCCCUUCUCGGAAAGAGGGAAGAUGUUGCGUCACUCUCCAGACCAAGUAAGAAAUCCUCACUCUCUCCCAUCAUGAAACGCUUUCUUUCCCAAUCUUGUUCCAACGGCCUGAAGAAUGAUAACAAGGAAGACCCUGUGUUUCUCCCUUCAGAGGAAGAAAGUUCUAUGGGCUUCUCUCAAAGGCAAAAUCUCAGCGAGACCCCAAAGAACACCAAACGGAAAAUCAAACCAUCGAGAGAGCUGACUAUCCUAGAAGUACUGAAGAAGUUGGGAGACCGUGGGAAGUUUCAGUCGUACUCCAGGUCCUUGGGACACUCUAAAGACCACGUGAUUGUGAUGUUCAGACGAGCUCUGUACUAUUCUGGAAUCUGGGUAAAACAUGUCCAAGGCUCUAAAUUGGAAAAUCACUUUUCAGCGAAUUAUUUCAAAAGAAAUCCCAGUAGCCUCCACCGGUUGAUCCCUUGGCUGAAACGAGAACUCACUGCUGUUUAUGGAGACUAUGGCUACACAGUGAAGAAUAUUCUAGCUGCCAUUCUCCAUCACAUGACCAAAUUCGACCUGGAGAGUGAAUCUUUCGCUCACCUACUGGAGCCUUAUCUCCUACAGCAUACCUGCCACUUUCUGCAUGAGUUCAUCAGUUUUGUUCAUUCGUCUUACGACGUGGAGACCUAUGACCGGAGUGCCGUCUACCAGUGUCCUCUUUCAACGUGGGUGAAAAGCAAGAGCUUUAUUUCCGCUCCAGUCUUGUCUUUGCCUGAUGAUCUCUCCCUCGUGAUAUCUCAGCAAGGAGCAAAGCAGUCAAAGAACACCCAGGUUCAGUGGAACAAGACUGGGAAGAGGCCUCUCUCUGACUUGAAGCAGUUCCCUAACGGCAGUUUUUCCGUACAAAGUCCUACAGCCUCAACGACCCAUCAGAAAACAGCAAGCAAAGUCAAUACUUGGACCAAAGACGAAGGGGAAUUAGAUGAUUUCAAGGAUGUGGUUUGUACCACCAAUUUGUUACUGGACUGGGAUAAUCUCAAGGAAAGCGUCCCAGGCACAGAUGUUCAAGAGAAAAAGACAGAAAGCCCGAAGCUGCUCCCCGACCAUGUUGAGGACCUGCAGAAUAGUGGAACCACUUCCCACACCUGGAGAGCAGCAGUGGAUUCUAAUCGAGUUCCACCAAGAAAGUACAAUUUAAAGGAAACAGAUGUUUUGAGUCCUGGCCAACAGGUACAUUAUCAGAAAAAAGAAAUAGAAAAAAAGAAAAAGAAGCUUGAAGGACCUUCAUCAAAGGCUUUUCAAAGAUUGUCUAGAGAAAGAACCCAGAUAAACAGCAAAUCCAGAGAAAGUGAUCUUUCUAUGAAUUGUGUCUCUGGAAAUGUCCCCUUUCCUACUAGAAAUGGUAAAAUGCCGGUUACUUUUACAAAAAAGAAGAGAAAGUGCAGCCAGUCUUCUCAAUCUAUAGAAGUUGGUUCACACCACAGUACAAGAACCCAGAUAUUAUCCAGUUCCAGGACACCCAUAUCCAAAUCCCGGUGUGCCGGGCCCAGAAAGCAAUCCAUAAGCAGAGAUCAGAGUAAUCUCUUUUUGAGGGGAAGUUACAAAAGCAAAUGCUUCACCCAAAAUACACAUGGUGAAUCAUCAAAAGGAAAUUUGCACGGCUGUGAAUCAGGCUGCAGAACUGCAUCUUUGACCCCAGUCCACCAGGGCAAGAUUUGUUUACCUGCUGGGAGGAGACAAAGCUUCACCUCUCUAGGUAACUGUGAUUCUCAAACUAGAAGAGAAUGUGGCAGUCUCACAGGCCUCCAGACUGAGACAUGUGUGUCCCCAAGUCAUCAGCAGAAGAAGGGAAAGAACCUACUCGAUAGAACUAGGAAAGUCGGGACACUUGAACCCCUCAAAUCCAAAUGCCAGUAUGAGGGUUCUCAGACUGCAGCAGAGUUCUGUGUUUAA
This is a messenger RNA of Microtus oregoni (creeping vole), 2014 nucleotides long. Its product is annotated as E3 ubiquitin-protein ligase Topors-like. NCBI's taxonomy places the organism in Eukaryota, Metazoa, Chordata, Mammalia, Rodentia, Cricetidae. Gene Ontology annotation, molecular function: ubiquitin protein ligase activity. The record is from RefSeq and is a predicted model, not a curated record. The transcript has a single exon. Gene Ontology annotation, biological process: protein polyubiquitination; protein monoubiquitination. The coding region runs from base 5 to 2014 and encodes 669 amino acids.